AUGCGUUUCUCCUUCCUCCUCCCCCUCGCCAUCGCCCCUCUGGCCCUGGCCGCCCCCGAACCCGCUCCAGUCCCCAAUCCCGUCGCCGCACCCGCUCCAGACAGCACCGGCUUGCUAUCAGAGCUCCCGACCAUUCUCAGCGGUGUCCAGUCCCUGCUGAGCCAGGAUACCAUCUCCAAGCUGGAGACCAUCAUUGACGGGGCGGCCAAGCUGUUGUCCUCGGAUAACAUUGUUGUCUUGCAGGAUAUCCUGGGUAAUGCACACACGCUCUUGACGAAGGAGUUUGUGGAUAACACGACCACUUUGAUUGGAGAUGCUACGCCGCUUGUGGAGGAUGUUUCCAAGUUGCUGGGUGGUGUGCUGGGCUCACUAUAA
Messenger RNA from Penicillium daleae, 375 nucleotides. RefSeq lists its product as uncharacterized. NCBI's taxonomy places the organism in Eukaryota, Fungi, Ascomycota, Eurotiomycetes, Eurotiales, Aspergillaceae. The transcript is spliced from 2 exons. Bases 1 to 375 code for a protein of 124 amino acids. The record is from RefSeq and is a predicted model, not a curated record.